CACAAUCUCCUAGCAAAGGUUAUGCAGCGCAUGAACACGAUCAUGGCAGAAUCACCAGGCCUCAUCACCAUCUGCCUUUUAGGAUAUCUACUCAGUGCUGAAUGUACAGUUUUUCUUGAUCAUGAAAAUGCCAACAAAAUUCUGCAUCGACCAAAGAGGUAUAAUUCAGGUAAAUUGGAAGAGUUUGUUCGAGGGAACCUUGAGAGAGAAUGUAUAGAAGAAAGGUGUAGUUUUGAAGAAGCACGAGAAGUUUUUGAAAACACUGAACGAACAACUGAAUUUUGGAAGCAGUAUGUUGAUGGAGACCAGUGUGAAUCCAAUCCAUGUUUAAAUGGUGGCAGUUGCAAGGAUGACAUUAAUUCUUAUGAAUGUUGGUGUCGCUUUGGAUUUGAAGGAAAGAACUGUGAACUAGAUGAAACAUGCAGCAUUAAGAAUGGCAGGUGCAAGCAGUUUUGUAAAAGGGGAGCAGAUAACAAGGUGGUUUGUUCCUGUACUGAGGGAUACCAACUUGCAGAAGACCAGAAGUCCUGUGAGCCAGCAGUGCCAUUUCCCUGUGGAAGAGUUUCUGUUUCACACCCUUCUACGCUUACCCGCGCUGAGAUUAUUUUUUCUGAUAUGAACAAUGAAAAUUCUACUGAAGAUGAAGCUAUUUGGGAUAACAUAACUCAAAGUAACGAAUCAUCUCAAGACGUCACUCGGGUUGUUGGUGGAAAAGACGCCAAACCAGGUCAAUUCCCUUGGCAGGUCCUUUUAAAUGGUAAAUUUGAUGCAUUCUGUGGAGGUUCCAUCAUUAAUGAAAAAUGGGUUGUAACUGCUGCCCACUGUAUUGAACCUGGUGUUGAAAUUACAGUUGUCGCAGGCAAACAUAAUAUUGAGAAGGUGGAACCUACUGAGCAAAAGCGAAAUGUGAUUCGAGUUAUUCCUCAUCACAACUACAAUGCGACUAUUAAUAAGUACAGUCAUGACAUCGCCCUUCUGGAACUGGAUAAACCCUUAACGCUGAACAGCUAUGUUACACCUAUUUGCAUUGCCGACAAGGAAUACACGAAUAUCUUUCUCAGAUUUGGAUCUGGCUAUGUGAGUGGCUGGGGAAGAGUCUUCAACAGAGGGAGGUCAGCUUCAACUCUUCAGUACCUUAAAGUUCCACUUAUUGACCGAGCCACGUGCCUUCGAUCCACAAAAUUCACCAUCUAUAGCAACAUGUUCUGUGCUGGCUACCAUGAGGGAGGUAAAGAUUCGUGUCAAGGAGAUAGUGGGGGACCCCAUAUUACUGAAGUGGAAGGGACCAGUUUCUUAACUGGAAUUAUUAGCUGGGGUGAAGAGUGUGCAAUGAAAGGCAAAUAUGGAAUAUAUACCAAAGUAUCUCGGUAUAUCAACUGGAUUAAGGAAAAAACAAAGCUCACUUAGAGAAAAUUGUAUUUCCAAAGUUGAUUCAUUUGGAUUGGAAACGGGCAGAGCCUCUUACUAAUGAAUCACUUUUCCAUCUUUUGUUAGAUUUAAAUAUAUACAGUUUAUGAAUACUGCUUUCUCUCUUUACAGGGAAGAAUUUCAUCUAGAAUUCAUAUUUUACUAGCAUAAAUAGUUUAGCAAAUUAAAUCAUUAGAGAAAUAUAAUGCGGUAGGAAAUUGUGACCAUUCCUAUGGGUCCUUUAAAAAUUGUGAUUAAGUUUUCCACCCUGCCCAUCAACUACUGGGGUUCUCUACUGUGGCAAUUCACCUGAUUCUCUCUCCUUAGAAGCAAUCCAUGUCUUAGAUCUUCUUUGUCUCUCCCACAAAAACACCAAUGUGAAUUAGUUAUAUAUGCAAGAUCUUUGGUCUAUUCCAUCACAAGACCAGCACCACACUCAUGAAAAAAGAACGAGCUGCUGAAAGGUUAAAAUUCAUCAAAAGCACUACUUAUUUUCCUCUACCCUUAUUGCUGAAUCCCUGAACACUUUUUUUCCAACUCCCAAUCCCCAAUCCAGCUUUUCUCCUUCUCAUUUCCUCUCUUUUUCCCUCCACAGUCAUUAAAGGAGAGAAAGGAAGUGUCAUGCUGUUUUACUGCUGUACACAAUUAUA
Molecule: messenger RNA, 2057 nt
Organism: Carlito syrichta (Philippine tarsier)
Lineage: Eukaryota; Metazoa; Chordata; Mammalia; Primates; Tarsiidae
Gene: F9
Product: coagulation factor IX
Exons: 8
Coding region: 22-1407 (461 amino acids)
Biological process (GO): zymogen activation; blood coagulation
Cellular component (GO): extracellular region
Molecular function (GO): calcium ion binding; serine-type endopeptidase activity
Source: RefSeq, a predicted model, not a curated record